UGACACUUUUCUUUUUGCAUACAAUGAAAUAUCGUAUUCAUGCAUAGAUACGGAGAUAUAACAACUUGAAAUAAUAAAUAAAAAAAAUAAAUAUAAAACAAAUGCAGAAUACUCACUCCUAAUCCUGACUCUUCGUUCUAUUCUUGUUUUCUCCCUUCUCCAUUGAAGAGUCUUGCAUUUUUUUCCUCUCGACAUGACGAGGUACAGGUGGAGGAGGGAGAUACGCGCCCUUACGGCCGCUGGGAUAGGGCACGGUCCCGUGAGCCCUCCCCUGACCGCCGCUGAGUCGCACUUCAAUAGAAGACCGCACUGUGGUAUUUGCGGUCACACUCCCCGAACCUGCAUAGAGCUAUCUUGCAGGUGCGACAGAAGAACCGGGUGUCUCUCCUUCUGCCAUUCAUAUGGCACGCCCGGCACCGUUUCUGCCUGCGCCCUUCUAGGAGAUCCAGUGUGUGAUCCCCUGGCAUCAGCCGACACGGAGGGUCCACUACCCGACGAGAAGGGGUGGUGCGGGCGGGGGCAGCAGCAGGGGCGGCGGCAGCAGGGGCGUCGGCAGCAGGGGCGGCGGCAGCAGGGGCGUUGGCAGCUCUAUGACUGAAGUAGGCACCCCUUAGGUCUGCCCUUUCCUGUACGGGGAGAUCUACAGCUCGGGGCAGGGGGGCAGUGAUGGAAGGCCAUGCAUCGGGAUCAAAGUUGAUGAGGGCAUUCCCGGCUACCUCUAGGAACUGUAUGUGGGACAACCUCGGAAGAUUGUCACCGCAGUACCCACAGUACAGUAUGUAGGCAUUUUGGAGGGCCAACUGAAGGAUGUAUUUGAGGAGCUUUUGUGUCCACCUCCUGGUUCUCCUGGCGAAGGGAUAAUACUGGAUGAGCUGAUCAAAGAGAUCAACUCCUCCCAUGUGCCUGUUGUAGUGCCCAAUGACGGUAGGGCACUCUACACGAAACUCCUCAUACACAACUCGGCCCUGUCGACGUGUCUUCUUCCACUGCACGAUUUCCUCUUGGACAGGUUCAUGGCUCGUCGUAAUCAUGGGGACGAGUCGGACACCCUUCCAACAGAUGACGAAGACAGGUCCCUUCCGCCGCCACUGUGUCUCUCCUCUUGCCAGAUGUUGCGGAUGGCUAGCGAACCUCUUGAGGACAUUCGGGGCCCCACGCACCAACCGAAGGGUACCACUGCCGUGAACACCUGCUUCAUACAGUUCCUGGGCCAGGGAUACCGAGUUACAAUAAUUAUCCAUAAACAGGUGGUAUCCCUGGUUACGGAAACGAUCCACAAGCCCGAAAACAGUGUCACGCAAUGUGGAGAAGACCCCGGAAUACACCGAAAAGUCCACGACGUAGCCAGUGUUGGCCUCGGUAAUAAAAAAAAAUUUCAUGCCAUAAUUUCUUCGGCUUCUUGGGGUUAUACACUUUGAUGCUUAGACGUCCUUUGUAAGGCAUCAUCCCCUCAUCCAAAGAAAGGUUCUUUCCAGGAAUCACGAGAGUUAUACAGCGUUCACGAAUAUAAUCCAACACUGGGCGCACUGCAAUGAGGCGAUCAGAGUUAUUCCGGGGUAUGGCCCUUCGGUUGAAGGCGUUGAAAUAUCUGUCCAACGCCAGGAAAGUAUCACGGGGCAUAAAGCCGGGCACAUUGGGCGUACCUAAAAAAAAAUUACGCCUCCAAUAUUGCCUGACGUCGGAAGCAGGCAGCAAUCCAAAAAAAACAUGGAGCCCCAAAAAAUGCGCCAUGUCAGGGAGGUUGCAACCCCGCCAAUAAUACGACAAUGUCGUGCGCAGUUCAUCACAGCAGUACCUGGCAUAGUCCGCCGUCUCUGCUACCAGGUACUCCAGCAAUUCCCGCGUAAGGAAAAGCUGAACGAAACCCAGAGGAGUCAGGGGAACAGGUACGGUGAGGCCAGGAUUUGCCGCGAAUGGAUAAAUGUUAGGUGGUGUGGGGUCCUCUGUCCACCCAUCGUCGCUCUCGGACGACCGAGCUUCACCUUGGCUCGCGCGACUAUCCGACCUUCUACGUGCCCGUGCGCGCGCACGCGCACGAGCGCGGGUACGAUUUCGACACGAGACCCCCUAACUGGCCCAUCUCCCUCACUCAAGCCUUCGCUUUCUGUAUCAUCAUCAUCAUCGGCACAAAAACUUGAACCAAACUCAUCAUCCUCCCCCUCCUCAGAUUCCCCCUCAUACGCACUAAAACUACUGAAUUCUAAUUCACUUUUGGGAUGUGAGCCUCGAACGGACAUUGGGGGCAAAUAUUCGUCGUCAUCGCUAUCAUCGGGAGUUAUGUCCUCAUCACUUGACGACCAUCCGCCAUCAAAAUGAGGACUUGCCACAUGCUCUCGAUCGAGCUCUGAUAAAUAUUCGUCAAUGUCCCUUGGUUGGAGCCCUCCCAAAUUCCUACGAAUGCCCCUAAGGAUGGCCCGAUGCUUCCUUGGGGUUACUAACGGCAAAUGAGACCCCGAUGCGCUCCGCUUAUUUGGAGAGGUAAGGCAUAAUUAUAAGUACUUUAGUGACAGCAACUCUCUCAUGUGAUGCCUCCUGUUUUCAAAUCAAACGAAGGUGGACUUUGCGAGAUUUAAGUGCGUAAUAUAGUACAUAAAAAUCGAAAUCUCUUUCUGGAAUAAAUAUCGCAGAUACACUUCACGUUUCUAUCCAUCUGGCACCCAUGUUCAAGUGCAGCUCCUCUAACGUCCAAAAAAAACUCAGAUUACUAUAUUUCGAACACUUUUGUCAUGAGCAGUUCUCUUUGGAAGGGGGGCUGGGCGGGGGAAAGAGGAGGAAGCAUCCAUAGUUUAUAAAAUCGUUGAAUGAAUGGGACACUCUCGAAGGCUGCUGAUGCAUUGUUAUCCAAAAUACUUUUGUAAGGACCACUCCUACGGGACACCAUGCUAUCAGAAGACCGACCCAACGCAUGCUAGCCAGCCAACCGUGAUUUUGUAAAAGUACAUUAUCACUCAAAAGAAUAUUUUGAACAAAAUUUCAGGUCCAAGAGCAGAAUCCCAAUGUGCAGAUAAACGUCUGGGGACGAAAGAGCUCGCCUGAACAGAGCUGUUAUGGACUGUAUUAUAAUCCUGUAGCUCAGAGUUCAGGAAUAAUCCCGACCUAUUACAUGGAAUGUGAACAAACAGCAGCUUAUUUCGUUUGUAAGGUAUGUUUUUUUUUAUUCUUUAAUUAAAAAUGUCAAGAAAUAAUUGUGCACUGAGAGGAUAAAUGUCAUUGUAUUUCAGUUCACCAAUUCUUCUGCAGCUACAACGACAGCUGACUUCUUAAUAGAAAUGUUCGUAAGAAUAUUCUGUAUAGUCUAUAUGCCACUGAGUUAUUGUACCCUACAUAUGCUGUAGUCAUAUUUUUAUUCAUAAAUGGUUACAUUUAACAGAGAGAGAGAGAGAGAGAGAGAGAGAGAGAGAGAGAGAGAGAGAGAGAGAGAGAGAGAGAGAGUUAUUUUUCAUAUCUACUUUCUUUUAAGACAUUCAUUCAUUCGACAGACAUCCCGAGCACUAACGUUUGAUCUGCGUCAAGACAGAUUUCCAGGCAAGAGAGAAAGAUUCUACUUCGUACCAGAUGGCUUUAUCCCACGACUAAUGUCGCUUGAGGGAAAAGUCAUCUCUCUUUCAACUUCCCCAUCAGCAGACAACACGUUAUUAUUCCAAGAUUAUACUGUGGAUGUCACCGUGCCCGUAGCAACGGCUUUCAUCGAUAAAUCACCCAAUCCAUUCGGCAGGCGAACCUGGACGGUUACUGAAGGCAACAAAACCAUGUAUUGGGUUCUGACAUCUUGCUCCAAGAACGAAUUCACCUGUGACCCUGGCAUCUGCUUAGAUAUGGACAAGCGAUGUAAUGGAAAAGAUGACUGGCGAUGACUCCGAUGAGCAAUGCGAAUUGAUCAAGUCCUUGCCGAGUUCCUACCGUCCCACUCGUCCUCCCAAGGAGGAGACGCCCUUGAAUACAAGUUUGAGAAUUGUAUCAAUCGACGACGUUGAUGUCGAUCUCGGCAAAAUCCAAGUUCUUAUGCAGAUCCAAACAACCUGGGAAGAUGGAAGGAUAACUCUGAUCCAGAUGAGUCACGAGAGCGAAGACAACCUCGUCGACAAGAAUGUCUGGACACCCAAGUACUAUUUUGCCAAUGGAGUCUUCGAGGACAACGUGAAUUACAUCAAUAAGAAAAAUGUCAUUGAGCGGACUAUUGCCAAUAGGAAUACGGGCGGGAAAAUGGGCGUUAUCAAUAGUUACGAAGGGUAUGAGUACAACGGCGAAAGUAACGCAAGCAUCACCCACAUCGAGUCGGUUUUGUCCUCCUUCGACUGCGACUUCGACCUCUUGUAUUACCCUUUCGAUAUCCAUACUUGUGAAAUUCAAAUCCAGCUUAAACAAAUCGGUGGUCACAAAGCCCAUUUCGAUACCAGAACGAUUUACAUAUACCCAGAUAACUUCACCCUCUCGGAAUUUACCACUGAGCCUGUAUGUUAUACUUUCGUCAACCAGUCAGCAAACCACGCCAAUCUAGUGAAGAUUCACAUUUUGCUGAGCAGAAGGUACGGGGCCUAUAUCCUGACCACUUUCCUCCCUUGCCUUGUGCUGACCAUCAUAGGAGCUCUGACGGAAUUCUUUGAGGACGAUAAUUUCAGUGACCGCAUAAACGUGACUCUCGCUGCCUUGAUUGUGAUAGCGUCUCUCAUCUCUCAAGUGGCUACAACGGCGCCCGUGUCGGCUCAACCGAAGCUCAUCGACAUGUACUUCUGCUUCUGUAUGUUUAGAUUAUUUUUCUGCUUUGUCCACCACGGUCUUCUCUGCAUGGUUCGAUGUUUCAUGGUUCACAGGGAAGAGAAAAGCAAACACCAAACGACCAACGUUCCAAAGCAAACGACUAACAUUCAAGAUUCCUUACUCUCUCUAAGAGAUCUUGACGUUCCGGCAGCAGCAUCGUAUGUUCCGCCGCCCAAGAACUUGGUGGUCAGCGCCUGGCAGCUACAGUUGGCCGUUCCACCUCCCAGUUGCGAGAGUACAGUGACCACGUCAGAGGGGAUAGCGGCCACUUCAUUGUGGCGGCAAUCGACGACUUACAAGAUUGUCAAUGGUGCUAGCAUUUUCGUCGGGUUCCUCGUGGAUGCGAUAACGUACGCCGUGAUCGUCGUCUUCGUUAUCAACAAUUAUUAUCGGGCAUUGGAAGAUUAUAAGGAGAACUGCCAGAAUUGAGGAUUUGGCUUUCCCUUGAACUGAGGAAGGAUAUGUAAACUAUAAUUUUCAUCUUUAUAUUCAUUAUAUUCCUCCUAAAAGCUCUCCUUCCACCGUUAGAUCUGCAUCCUUUACAUAAUUUCGUUGUCUUCAUUACUUUCUUCAAUUGUGAAUAACUUUCUGUAAGUCAGUUAUUGCUAUUACAAAGCCAUAACAUAGUUCCUUGUUUUCUUCUGAGAUCAAUAAUAUGAUUAGGCUUGCCAACUGUGCCCUAUUGGAAAGGACGGACGAGCUUUUAAUCAUUUCUCUCUGGCCUGUCUUUUGUCGAAUCUAGAAAUUAUGUCAACGGUCCUUCAUUUAAAGUGAUUCCGCAUAAAUCAUAUUGUUGUAAUUAAUACUUAUUAAUAAUGCUAUAAAACAAGGUCUUUCGACAGUCAGAUAUUUUGUAGAUUUUUUCACAUUUGGUUAAUCGCCUGAACAAACCGGAAUUUAAAACCUGUUUGGUUACAGUUUGUUAGGUUAAGUGGCUUCACUAGUCUUAAGUGUCCAAGUAACACCCUAUGCACUCCCUAUGAUAACAAUGACUUGUAGUCUUAUACUCACCUUUGUUAUUUUACACACUAUAUAACUAUAUUACUACUACUUUCACUUGAAGGAGAAUUGCACGAAAUUUAUUGAAAAAAAAUAUAAUCACACAAAUUCGCACGUGUGCUGAUGGCUAGUAUAAUCAUAAUUUCAAAAUUCUAAAAAUCUUUACUAAUGUAAUGAUUUUUAUUUAUGCUUCUCUAUGUAUGUAUCUAUCUGUGUAUAUGCACGUCUACACAUAAAUACGUCUGUAUGUAUGUAUGUAUGCAUAUAUAUACAUAUGUAUAUACAAAUAUGCAUAUAUAUACAUGUGUAAGAUUGUCUUUUAUAAUAACUUGACAGAGUUCACUAACCUAACUACCACUGAAAUGUUACCUUGUACUUCAUAUGCCUUUCAGUGUUGUAUAAGCUCUUCCGUUAAAAAAUCGCUUUAAAAAACGGGGGCAGGGGACUGAUCUGAUGACAAAACACUACAUUUGCAUUAGGAAUAUAUUCAGGAAUCUUGUUAGCUGUGGUAUUUUAACGGAUAUAUUUGCCAAGACUAUUGAGCUUAACAAUAUACUUAGACCAUGAAUACAGAAUCUUCUGUACCCUGGGAAUAAUUUGCAUCCAACUGGUAUUAUACAUGUUAAGUGCACCUACCCACAUCAGAAUUUGAACUCAUAGGCAUGCGUUCAUAAUGAAUAAACUGGAAUUUUAAUUUACAAAUCAUAUACCUUCGCAAAUAUUUAGCUAUCACACUAAGGCGUAGAGGAGUCUAAGAGUUUUUUUUACAAUUCUUUCACUGGUGUGCAGCAAAACAAUAUAU
Messenger RNA from Macrobrachium nipponense, 6559 nucleotides. RefSeq names its product gamma-aminobutyric acid receptor subunit pi-like. The coding region runs from base 3832 to 5187 and encodes 451 amino acids. The record is from RefSeq and is a predicted model, not a curated record. Gene Ontology annotation, cellular component: neuron projection; synapse; plasma membrane. Lineage: Eukaryota; Metazoa; Arthropoda; Malacostraca; Decapoda; Palaemonidae. Gene Ontology annotation, molecular function: neurotransmitter receptor activity; transmembrane signaling receptor activity; extracellular ligand-gated monoatomic ion channel activity. Gene Ontology annotation, biological process: nervous system process; signal transduction; monoatomic ion transmembrane transport. The transcript has 7 exons.